AUGGCCAGCCUGGUCAACCUGGACAACCUGGACAACCUGGUCAACCUGGUAUACCUGGCCAAGCUGGUCUUGAUGGUCAGCCUGGUCAACCUGGCCAAGCUGGUAUUCCUGGCCAACCCGGACAACCUGGUCAGCCUGGACAACCUGGUAUACCUGGUCAGCCUGCCACCUCCUGCGGAACAGGCAGUCUGCAGUAAUGCCGGCCCGACGUGCAAGUGGCUCAAGAUCCAGCACGCAGACGCACACCUCAAAGCUGGAAGAGACGUGCUGGCCCAUCCCAACAAGAUCUGGGAUGCAUGGAAGAAGAUCAACAACACUCAGUACUGGUACCCAGAAGAUACCUGGUUUGUUCCGGGCGCUGCCACCGGCCUUGAACUUUACAUCAAGGGCCAGAAGCAGGCUAACUGCGAAGGAAAAUUCUUUAUCCCUCAUGGCACAUUGGACACCGAUGUGGAGGUUUCCGCUAGUAGCCCUACCUCAUACACAUUCUACGGCGCCUGCACCGAGUUAACCCCCUGCGUCGGUUCCCAGAUCCAGGACUGGCAGCAGCUCUACCAGCCUCCAUUCCAGGAGGGCAUCCAAAAGGACUUCCAGGUCGGAACGCACACAGGCGGCGGCGACAUUCUCUUCUCCAUCGCCGACACCUGGGGCACAUGCGAGCAGUUUGCAAUCUUUGCGGACGGCAAGGAGCUCGGCAAGACUCAUGGACCGUUGACUCUGGAGGGCGAUGAGAAGUUCAACCCAGCGAAUAUUCUCGGAUCGAAGUUGUGGCCUGGUACUGGAUACCCUGCGCCUUAUAUUUCGAUCACCCAUGGUGGGUUCUUUGGGACGUUCCGGAUUCCGCAAGGCACCCAGAAGAUUACUGUCAAGACCAUUAGCCUGGUGGAGAAGGGUGUAUGGGCAUCCUCUUACUAUGGAUGGCGUCUUGAUAGGCCUUGCUCCUAA
Molecule: messenger RNA, 945 nt
Organism: Aspergillus puulaauensis
Lineage: Eukaryota; Fungi; Ascomycota; Eurotiomycetes; Eurotiales; Aspergillaceae
Exons: 4
Coding region: 1-945 (314 amino acids)
Source: RefSeq, a predicted model, not a curated record